AUGCUAGCUCGGGGCAACCUUAAGAAAAUAUUCUACGCUUGGAUCGUCAUUUUCAUCAUGUCAUCAUCGGAUGCUUUUGCGACCGAUGGAAAGAAAGAAAUACCACAGCUUCCACCUCCAGAUCCAGAAUCAGAAAAAAACCUCCCAACCAUUCGACUGGGUGAAACUAUCUCGUUUGAACAAUUUGGACCCAUCAUCUUGAAUAAGGACGGCUCUACUCGAAGGAUUAACAAUUGGGAUAUUCUAAGUGAUCAUGAGAAGGAGGUCACUUGGCGAAGAAUUUCAAAACGAAAUGAAGAACGAAGGCAGGCUCUUUUGAAGCAACAAGAAGAGAGCAAUAAUGAUGGAGACCAAGAGACUAAGGAAUUGUAG
Cylindrotheca closterium is the source of this 372-nucleotide messenger RNA. NCBI's taxonomy places the organism in Eukaryota, Bacillariophyta, Bacillariophyceae, Bacillariales, Bacillariaceae. The record is from the annotation of a GenBank genome assembly.